CUCAUCCUCUAUUCCAUUCGUUUCUUCUUCUUUUAUAUCUCCCAUCCUUCGUUGCCAUCGUCAUCACAGGUUGAGGUAUACAUAUUCAAAGCCGAGAAAUACGUCUAUUUGUCAGAAACCCCAAAUCGCGGUCACUACCCCACCCUACAAGUCCUCAUCCAGGACCCAACGAAGAAUGGAAGCCAUCUGUCCGGUCGGCGAUCAAUAUCAAAACAACGAUUCUCUAUCAGAUUCAGAAAACUCGCCAGUGAAUAACCUCCCCCCUCCCCCAGAACCAUUUCCUGUAGAUCUCCUUUCACAGAACGUAUCAAGUUCUAUAGGCUCGAGAGCAGAAUCGGAUCAGACUCUUAUCGUCAAACACCUCCGCUCUGUGCAGAGAUCAUGUAUCGACGCUCUUUCAGCUUUACUUCCGGAUCAUUUCACGCAGAAUGGUGAUUUUGAUUGGGAUCCGACCUUGAUUGCUGAUUCGGAUGAUCGGCUCGCACAGGCUUUAAUGGAAUUGCUAGAGGUGACUUACGAGCUUGAGGAUCUUACUCCAUCACCAGCUGAAUCCGUGUUACAAGAAGAGCGCGGAGAGGAAGUAGUCAUCGGGGACUCUGGGUCUUUAGAAAAUCUUACAUCCCAACUGGAUAAACUUCAAGCGGCUCGCGUGGCUUCUCGUCCUCAAACCCCAAUCAUAGGGACGUAUUCAGAUGCUUCCGCCAUUCACCCAGCGAUUAGGAUAGUGAGAUUGGAGUUUUCCUGGGCGCGAUUAGAGAGCUUAAGUUUAGCUGUUGUUGAACUUUCCCGUCAGCGGUAUCAGCAGUCAACAGAAGAUAGGGAGACCUCACCCCCAAGCUAUGAGACGUAUCAUAAUGGUAGUCACGAGCUGCCGCAAUACUCCGAGGUCAAUUCACACGGCUCUUCCGCAUCUGUUUCGAAAUUGGCUGAUUCGCCGACGGCCAAAGACGAUUUUACAUCUCGCUCCUCCCUCGAGUCUUCCAGAAGUCGGAGGCCUGCGGAUAGAGAAAAGAUGCUCAAUGAACUCGAAGCUGUGACAUCUGCUAUUGAGCGACUGUAUAGUAUAUCUCCACAAUUAUCGAAUCAGAGGGUUGAGUUUCGACCCCUUGCCCGUUCAUCUACGGAGGGGCGACAUCACCAAAACAAUGAGACCGUGGAUUUGAAGGUAGAUGAACGGGUGGAUGAAGGACAAAAAAUGAAAGAGUUGGACGAGAUCUGGUGUCAGUUGCAGGGUGCAAAGAAAAAGAGAAUGGAGGAUCAGAGGGCUGGCGUCAACACCUCACAAUCUCGGAGUAAAGAGAAAUUUAUCGCUCGAUUGAUAGAACAAGCGGAGAAGCGAAGGCUCCCAUGUCAGGAUAGUGAAAUGGCUGCCGUCGAUGGCGAACUUGCCAAGGCGAGAGAGUUGAAAGAUAGAGAUCAUUUUCUGCGAGGCCUCAUUGAACGAUCUGCAGAUCGGCGGUUCGACAACCAAGAUGCUGCUGCUCCAGCAGAAGAUAGAAGCGCGGCCCGUCUCGCCAAGCAACAAGCUCUUAUUAGCGCACUCGUUAAUCAUACCCAGGCGACUAGACUGUCAUCUCAAGAUUUCCCGCUCACUUUAGAGGACAAGUUGGCCGAAAACCGGUCCGCUUUCGUCAGCCAGCUCGUGGAGUAUUCCUCUGCUGGGAGAUUAUACGACCAGGAUUCUUUACCUCCUAGCCCAAGAGAAGACGAGAAUAUGAGAGUCGGCGAAGAGAAAGACCCGAUGGAGAUUGUCACUGUGAAGGAUUUCCUUGCCUCGAGUCGACCCCCAGUCCCGCAAAAUAAGGCAGAUGCCGGAGAACCAGCGGGAAAAAGGGAAAUGUCAAGCUCUGAAGGAGGAGGGAAACGGAGAGUUGUGUCCAAGAUUGCAGGAAUGGUGAGGAAGGGUAGUGUACAUUUGGGAUUAAAAUCCACAUUCUCCCCGGACGAAAACAAUGUGACAUAUGUGGUUGAACACCAGGAGAAUCUCAGAAGUCUUCAGGUACUGGUACACGGCAUUGGCAUUUCUUCGAACCUCGAGCUUAAUAUCCAGACUCUUCCAUCGAGCUCUGGGUCCACAAAUACUGCUGUCAUAACGUCUAAGAGGGAACCUUCGCUAUCGAUUGAUGUGGCACUGCCGGUUUUGGUAUACUCUGACCAAAUUACGCCGCUUGUGCCUCAGUCCCUUUAUCAGGAAGCGAAGCUCUCGGCGCUGCCGACACCCCCAGCAUCUAAUGCGUUGAUAAUUACCCAUGCUCUUUCUGCCCCCGAUUUCCGUUCUCUAAAGGCAACGGUACUAUGUUGUGCCAUAUGUGAACGUCAUCUCGCCAGUCUUCCAUUCUCUCAAGAUCCUAAACAAGCGUACAAAGAUCUGCCAUCAGAUCAUUGGGCAGAGAUGAUUGAUAUAUGGAUGUGUCACGAUGAUCCUGCCUUUACGGCGAGACUUGCAGGUAUGACGGAAGAAGGAUUCUGGCCCAGAGAUGGUGGUGUCUUAGUCGGGGGUAGUUAUCUGCUGGUAGAAAAGACGAGUGGUCAAUGGGAAAUUCUUCGAAUGGGAACGCAAAAGGAAAAUGAAACCUGGCGCCUUAUCAGUUGCAAGUGUGGAGAGGUUGUAGGUAAACAGCGCAUAGACGAUGGAAAGCCGGGCAGCGGGACUUUGAGAUUCUCCAAAUGGGCUAUCGGCCUUCUAGACGAUGGCAACGACGAUGGCGAGAUAACUCGAUUCCCUCUUUCAGUCUUUAUUGUCUCCGACAUGCUCGAACUAGCGCAGGCUCACGCAAGUUUCCGAUUCAUCAUUUCGGAAGAAGAGACCGGCGUUCAGAAACUCUAUCUUUGGUUAUUCAACGCCUCCACAUCUGUAUCGUACUUCAAGCCUACCCCUACCUCUGCCCAAACGUCACCACUCCGCUCGUCAUUCACUGUUUGUCAGGCCUCGGAGAAGAGAAGCGUAAGGUCGCGUAGAUCUUCAACAGCUAGUUCGAUCAAGACCAGCAACUCUGGGGGAAAUGGAGGUAGCGCCAAGUGUGAUGGCAGAGGCAAGACCAUCAAGGCUGUAAAAACUAUGUACAAAAUUGUUGACGAAUCCACCAAUAUCGAUAGAUUACCAGGUUUUGGCCCUGGUGGCCAAAUUGAACACCUGACCUAUUCUCGCGAAGUCUGUUCCAGGCUGAUUGCCACCUUGAAAGAAAGCACUUUAGUUUACCCCGCCGCCAAAAGGUCGAUGGGUGCAUUUGAUGUGGGAUUUUUGGAACGUGCUUAGUAGAUAUUUGAUUCCUUUGUGGGUUUUUGGUUUUAAUUGCUCUUUAUGGUCACGACUGGACAUACGGACAUGGGACGCCUAUUUACGAUGGUCAUAUAUUCAUUUGUGAAAUGGUUUUUUUGUAAAAUGAGUAAAGCUUCUGAUCUUGUAUCCAUGCAACAUCCUCCU
This is a messenger RNA of Cryptococcus deneoformans JEC21, 3424 nucleotides long. RefSeq names its product expressed protein. NCBI's taxonomy places the organism in Eukaryota, Fungi, Basidiomycota, Tremellomycetes, Tremellales, Cryptococcaceae. The record is from RefSeq and is a predicted model, not a curated record. Bases 176 to 3256 code for a protein of 1026 amino acids. Gene Ontology annotation, cellular component: nucleus; ubiquitin ligase complex; cytosol. The transcript is spliced from 9 exons. Gene Ontology annotation, biological process: protein autoubiquitination; proteasome-mediated ubiquitin-dependent protein catabolic process; protein polyubiquitination. Gene Ontology annotation, molecular function: ubiquitin protein ligase activity; cyclin binding; ubiquitin conjugating enzyme binding.